Ahaetulla prasina is the source of this 4980-nucleotide messenger RNA. It is a transcript of the gene PBX3, whose product is annotated as PBX homeobox 3. Gene Ontology annotation, biological process: embryonic organ development; eye development; neuron development. The coding region runs from base 328 to 1629 and encodes 433 amino acids. The record is from RefSeq and is a predicted model, not a curated record. Gene Ontology annotation, cellular component: nucleus. Gene Ontology annotation, molecular function: RNA polymerase II cis-regulatory region sequence-specific DNA binding; DNA-binding transcription factor activity, RNA polymerase II-specific. Lineage: Eukaryota; Metazoa; Chordata; Lepidosauria; Squamata; Colubridae. The transcript is spliced from 9 exons.
CAAUCUUCCUUCCUUUCCUUCCUUCCUCCCUUUUCCUUCCUUCCUUCCUUCCUUCCUUCCUUCCUCCCUUUUCCUUCCUUCCUUUCCUUCCUUCCUCCCUUUUCCUUCCUUUCUUCCUUCCUUCCUUCUUUCCUUUCCCCCUUCUCCUUCCUCUCCUUCCUUCCUUCCUUUCUCCCCUUCUUCUCUCUCCUUUCUUUCCUUCCUUCUUCCACUACUUCUCUCUCCUUUCCUUCCUUCCUUUCUCCCUCCCUCCCUCCAUCACCUCCCCCCCAUCCACCCACCCACCCCGGUCCCCAAAGUGCGAUUGUCGUCGCCGCGGCGGGCAGCAUGGACGAGCAGACGCGGAUGCUGCAGACGCUGGCCGGCGUGAACCUGGCCAGCCACGCGGUGCAAGGGGGCAUGGCUCUGCCGCCUCCCCACGGACACGAGGGCGCCGACGGCGACGGCCGCAAGCAGGACAUUGGCGACAUCCUUCACCAGAUCAUGACCAUCACCGACCAGAGCUUGGACGAGGCGCAAGCAAAAAAGCACGCCCUCAAUUGCCAUAGAAUGAAGCCGGCUUUGUUCAGUGUCCUGUGUGAGAUCAAAGAGAAAACAGGUCUCAGCAUCCGAGGAGCGCAAGAGGAAGACCCCCCAGAUCCUCAGCUCAUGAGGUUGGACAAUAUGCUUCUCGCGGAAGGAGUCUCGGGUCCUGAGAAAGGCGGUGGAUCAGCGGCGGCAGCGGCGGCGGCGGCAGCUUCAGGCGGAACUUCAGAUAAUUCUAUUGAACACUCAGAUUACCGAGCCAAAUUGACGCAGAUUAGACAGAUCUACCACACCGAGCUGGAGAAAUAUGAGCAGGCGUGCAAUGAAUUCACUACCCACGUGAUGAAUCUCCUGCGAGAGCAGAGCCGAACGCGGCCCAUUUCCCCCAAAGAGAUCGAGAGAAUGGUUGGGAUCAUCCAUCGGAAGUUCAGCUCCAUCCAGAUGCAGCUCAAGCAAAGCACCUGUGAAGCGGUUAUGAUCUUGAGAUCCCGGUUCCUUGAUGCCAGGCGAAAAAGGCGCAACUUCAGUAAACAAGCCACAGAAAUCCUGAAUGAGUAUUUUUACUCGCACCUCAGCAAUCCCUACCCCAGCGAAGAAGCCAAAGAAGAGCUGGCAAAGAAAUGCAGCAUCACAGUAUCGCAGGUAUCCAACUGGUUUGGCAACAAGAGAAUCAGGUACAAGAAAAACAUCGGGAAGUUUCAAGAGGAAGCCAACCUCUACGCUGCGAAAACCGCCGUGACGGCGGCCCACGCCGUAGCCGCUGCUGUCCAAAACAACCAGACCAGCUCGCCCACCACACCGAACUCUGGUACUUCCGGUUCUUUUAACCUUCCUAAUUCUGGGGACAUGUUCAUGAACAUGCAGAAUCUGAAUGGGGAGACUUACCAGGGGUCUCAAGUUGGAGCCAAUGUGCAAUCACAGGUGGAUACCCUGCGUCAUGUUAUCAAUCAGACGGGAGGAUACAGUGACGGUCUGGGAGGAAAUUCACUGUACAGUCCACAUAAUUUAAAUGCAAAUGGAGGCUGGCAGGAUGCGACCACUCCAUCUUCUGUGACUUCUCCGACAGAAGGCCCGGGAAGCGUGCACUCCGAUACCUCUAACUAAUCUCCCGACAAGUCCUUCCUCUCCCCGCCCCUCCUCUCCUCUUCCCCUUCUCGCCCCGCCAUGCGCUGAGAUGCCUUCUCUCUUCGUUCGUCAUCCCAGAAGAGAAAGACAAGAAGAAAUAAAAGAGAGAAAAAAAACCCCAAAAGAAAUCUUUUCUCAGCCCGCCACGGAGAACCCUUUCUUCUGCACCACCUUGUCGUACCACAAAAUUUGGGCUCCUUUGAUUUGUGGUGUUGAGAUCUUUAAAAAAAAAACACAGAUUUUUUUUUCUCCCCCACUCUUCCCGGAUGGUGUGGUUUUAAACCUUCGUACGUCGAACUCACCGAGAGAUGCGCACUCACUCCUUAUUAAGGGGGGGGAAAAAAUUAAAAAAUAAACCACCAAGCACUUUAUCCAGCUGAGGGCCAAGAUGGCGCCUGGUUUUGUCCUGUUCUCCAGCGGAUUCUUAAAAGAUGGCCGCCUCGUCGUUGGCGUCUUGGCUUGAAGAGGUCGUCGAAGACUUUUAUUCUUAAGAAUAAACUCAAGUUUUAUCAGCGCCAGACUGAGCUGGUGACGGGGUGGGGGGUUUUGGGGUGGGGGGAGAAGAGCUGGGAGACUUUCACACACCCCAACCCACCCAAUUUCCGCCGCCGUUGGAAGGGAGUUGCCCAACUUUAGUUGUGCCCGGUUUUUCGGAGCAGGGCGAAACUUGUUCUUUUCUCAACGCUUCCUUGCUUUUCUGCUGAUAUUUGUCUUUCUUCCUUUUGAACUUCCGCAACCGAUGAUAGCACAGUCCUCUUCUCCUCCUGGUCCGUUGUCCGGCACAGACAAUCCUUGUGAGGCGGAGACACUGGCUUUUGAUGUUUGCAAAUAUAUAUAUAUAUAUAUAUAUUUAUCUGUAUCUAUCUAUCUAUAUAUAUAUAUUAAAACCCGGUUGCCAAGUUUGACAGUCCACGUUGAGUUGCAUCCGCCGAGGUUUGGCCAUCGCUCCUCCGCGUUGGCUGAUGGCCGCUGUUUUCCGGAGUGUUGUAUAUAGUGUAGCUAAAAAAGAAUAUUUAUACAUCUCACCAAUCAAAACACAGCUUUAUUACCUCAUGCGAACCAAUAGAAUCAUUCUUUAGCUUAGAGUGCUCACUACUACCUCUAAACCAGCCUUCUUCAACCUGGGAUUCUCAAAAUGUCAUAGACCGAUCAGCCUUUACCAUCACUGGGGUCAGCCGUGUCUUCUGGGGCUGAUGGGAAUUGUAGUCCAACACACCCAGAGGGUGCUGGGUUGAGGAAGCCUGCUCUAAACAAUACUCACGCUGUACUUUCUAUUCUUCUUGUUUUUCACCCCUUCCUCUUUAAUCUCUUCCCUCCUUUAUUUUCCGACUGUUUUAUUUUUUGACCAUCUCGUAACCAAUUCUUUCAGUUCUUUCUCCACAUAACUGUACAUUGUAAUCUUUUAAAAAAAUAAGGAAAAAGAAAAACGUUUUGUUUUUUUGUUUUUUUAGAAAAAGAAAAAAAAGGAAAAAAAAAUUCCAGGUUGCGUUUGUGACUUUUGAAAAAAAAACAACAACACCUGAUUCUAUAUAUAAAUAUAAAUAUAUAUAUACAUACAUAUAUAUAUAUAUAUAUAUAUUAAAAAACAACAACAACCCAGACAUCCUUUGAAGCUUUGAAAUAGAAAUUUUGAGUUUCGAAGCUAAAACAGUCAAACUGUUUGUACAUACUGAGAAACAUUUUGAAUGUCCUUUCAUCCUGUUACGAUCUUAAUUCACGCGAAAGAAGAAGAAGAAGAAGAAGAAGAAAGAGAAAAAACAAAAAAACUGAAGCCGAUAAUGGAUUGUAAAGGAGACCGCGUUCUUGAUAUUCAAUAUAUUUCACCCUGUAUAAUUAGGGAAAGGGGAUGGGUGGGUGCCCUUUAUUUUUUCUUUCUUUCUUUCUUUCUUUCUUUCUUUCUUAAUUUUUUUCCCUCUUUUAUAUAGUAUGCGAUUCUGAACCUGAUUGGCUGAAUUGCAAAAAAAAAAAAAAAAAGUGGCAAGUGAUUCUAAUUGUAUUAAACCGUUUGGUGUUACUUUUUAAUUGGAUUACACCCUGAACUGAAUUCUUCCCUUGUGGUAGUUCUGUGUAGUCUGGAACCAUGAAUAAAACUUUUUUUUCCUUUCAUGAGAUCGAACGUGGAUCGGAUUUCUUGUCCCCGUUGGCUAUCCAUCUAGGUCAGGUUGGAAAAACGGAGGCCGGGCAGGAAAUUCUGCCAAAGAAGAAAUGCCAGGGACCUUCUUGCCUGACAAUAAGCCACGUUGGCUAAAGUAGAUGGGCUUUGGAGUCUUCCAACGUUCAUAAGUCUUCUAGCUAACUCCCAUCAUCCCUGACAAGAAGCCAUGUCGGCUAAAGUAGAUGGGCUUUGGAGUCUUCCAGCGUUCAUAAGUCUUCUAGGUAACUCCCGCCAUCCCUGACAAUAAAUCACGUCAGCUAAAGUAGAUGGCCUUUGGAGUCUUCCAACGUUCAUAAGUCUUCUAGCUAACUCCCGCCAUCCCUGACAAUAAGCCAUGUCGGCUAAAGUAGAUGGGCUUUGGAGUCUUCCAGCGUUCAUAAGUCUUCUAGCUAACUCCCGCCAUCCCUGACAAUAAGCCAUGUUGGCUAAAGUAGAUGGGCUUUGGAGUUUUCCAAAGUUCAUAACUCUUCUAGCUAGCUCCCACCAUCCCUGACAAUAAGCCAUGUUGGCUAAAGUAGAUGGCCUUUGGAGUCUUCCAACGUUCAUAAGUCUUCUAGCUAACUCCCACCAUCCCUGACAAGAAGCCAUGUCGGCUAAAGUAGAUGGGCUUUGGAGUCUUCCAGCGUUCAUAAGUCUUCUAGCUAACUCCCAUCAUCCCUGACAAGAAGCCACGUUGGCUAAAGUAGGUGGGUUUCAAGUACACGUUGCUGGUUCUAGAUAUGCUUCAAAGACUCUUGCUUGAAGAACCUGUAAAUAUAUACAAUUAAAGCUUGGUUGCUGCUGCUCUUUGAUUGUGUUGGUGGUGAUAGCGAUGAUGGUGUGUUUUGGGUUGUUUAUACACACCCCCUUCAAUUUCAUCUACUCUGCUUCUGUCGUCUCUUGCGGGUUCCAUUAAAAAAAGAGCUCUAUUCAAUUAAUGUCUCCUUGAAAAAGAAGAUGCGAGGGGAUCUGUUCAGAGGCUUGAAACUGCCCAGAACCCAGAUGAGGGUCUUCAGAAUCCAGAACCCAAUCCUCACGUGUUCACCCCAGUCCAACAGGCUCCCUGGGAGAAGGAGGCAUAGAGCUCAGCUUCCUUCAGCAUCUCCAAGGCUUUCCAGAUCAAAAACGCCGUCUAAAAUUUCAGUCUAUAGGGCCUCUUGUGGCUCAACAGACUAACACAGCUGCCUGCAAUUACU